Molecule: messenger RNA, 1026 nt
Organism: Papilio polytes (common Mormon)
Lineage: Eukaryota; Metazoa; Arthropoda; Insecta; Lepidoptera; Papilionidae
Exons: 2
Coding region: 116-769 (217 amino acids)
Biological process (GO): regulation of transcription by RNA polymerase II
Cellular component (GO): nucleus; transcription regulator complex
Source: RefSeq, a predicted model, not a curated record
UGCGCCGCCGGCCAGUGCCGCGCGACGCGUCCGGUGCGACAUCGCUCUCUUGCACUUUAAAUUGUGUCCUAAAUAAAUCACAUUGCGACAUCUUUGCCUUUUAACUCUUUUAAUCAUGCCUCUACCGUUUAAUAAAACUUUAGAUUUAAAAUUAAUAGAGCUAGUGAAGGAAAAUAACAUUCUCUACAAUUCGAAACAUGCUAAAUACUUGGAUUUCGAUGCGAGAGAAGUCAUCUGGCAGAAAAUCGGAGAUGCGCUCGGCAGGCCUGCUUUGGUAUGCAAAUCUCGUUGGAUUAACAUGAGGGAUAUGAUGCGUCGUAAAGUCCGAGAACGUCUCCGCAACCCGAACCAGCGCGUAUACAACUACAAAUACGAAGAUGAACUAUCAUUCAUGUUGGCUUACUUCAAAGAGUGUAACAAUACUACCGAAGACUACGCAAGCUUUAUGGAAACCACCGCAGAAGACUGCGAUAUAGAAAUGCCGGCGGAAGUAUUCGUUGAUGGUGCAGAUUUUGAAACUAAUGAUAGAGAAAUGAAGCCAAAUUUAACAAUAAUGAAAAGAAAAGAACAAGAUAAUCAUGAAAUAUACCAAGAUUUGAAUCCUGCGGAUCCUUUAGAUGUUUUUUUAAUAACAAUCGGUACGACUUUAAGGAAAUUCAGUCCUUAUUACUUAAAUCAGGCGAAGAGUAAGAUUUUUCAAGUGGUUCAGGAUUACGAGCUGCAGCAGAUUGUAAAUAAAGAAGACCAGCCUUUAGAUAAUAAUAGAUAGGGAUUAUCUUUAGGUAUAAAAUCAAACUUACAGCAAACUUGAUUGGCUAGUUAUAGGCGUCGCGGAUUUCUUUUAAGAUUUUUUGCCAGACCAGAUAAAUCUUGUACUAUUCAACUAAUGCCAAUGUGUUGAGAAAUUUUCGAUUAUUCGAAAUCAAUACUUUUAAUGUAUACAUGUAUACUCUAAUUAUACGUAAUAAUGUUAAAGUUUUUUUAGUUUAAGUAUGUGAUUUAAAAAGUGCAAUGAUUUUUUUUGGU